Molecule: messenger RNA, 711 nt
Organism: Angiostrongylus costaricensis
Lineage: Eukaryota; Metazoa; Nematoda; Chromadorea; Rhabditida; Metastrongylidae
Source: the annotation of a GenBank genome assembly
AUGCUCUGCGUGGGUGUGUCGCCGGCAGUGCACCGUGGCGGUUGUGCAUGGACGGUGCGAGCGACGAGCUGGUCAUCUCCGCGGUCCGGGCGGCUUCGGACGCUUUCGGGCAUGGAAGCGGAAUUGGCGGCUCGUUGGAAUGAUCUCACCAGCUUCUUGUCCGAGAAAACCAGGGAGAAGUGGUACAAGAUGAUCAUCGACGCUUAUACGCGAAGGCCUUUCCGUGGCAUCGCACAUCUUUGCGCGGUGUUCUCGCUAUUCGACAAGUACAAAGACCAUCUGAAGGAUCGCUAUGCGACCGCGUUCGCAAUUUUCUUCAAAAACCUCGUGUACGAUCCGCUGGCCUCUGAUAAUGCCGAGAAGAGCGCGCAGUUGUUACAUAAGUUCGCGCAGGAGACCACGCUCGAUUCGGUGGAAUUCGUUAAGGAAAACUACGUUGCUGAUCUCAUAACGGCUUCUGGCUCAUAUUCCACCGAGGCCCACCUCAGCGAAGGAGUUUGCGGUGCUGAAGAUGUGCAUUACCUCAUUGACUUCGACAUGGCUUUUCUUGGGGAUGAUGAAGAACAAUUUGUCAAUCACGAAAAAGCUCAACGGAAGGAAUAUGACCAUAUGAGCGACGAUGAAUAUAGGAAUCAAAGGGCAAAGGUGCAAAUCCUUUUUUUCUCGUUUUUUUCCGCAGCAUCUCUUACCUUUCUCUCUCGUAUUCGAUAG